This is a messenger RNA of Pieris brassicae (large cabbage white), 4791 nucleotides long. It is a transcript of the gene Tmtc3, whose product is annotated as protein O-mannosyl-transferase Tmtc3. Bases 355 to 3021 code for a protein of 888 amino acids. Gene Ontology annotation, molecular function: mannosyltransferase activity; protein binding. The record is from RefSeq and is a predicted model, not a curated record. The transcript is spliced from 12 exons. NCBI's taxonomy places the organism in Eukaryota, Metazoa, Arthropoda, Insecta, Lepidoptera, Pieridae. Gene Ontology annotation, cellular component: endoplasmic reticulum. Gene Ontology annotation, biological process: protein O-linked glycosylation via mannose.
CAGUCCUCGGCGAACCCGCAUCGCGAGCGGGUGUGACCGCGUUCCUUGCGUUAAACAUAAAACAUAAAUGUCAAUUUAAACGAACCCGUUAUAAAAAAGUGACAUGUGGCCCAAUGUGUCGUAAACAAACAAAAUAGCAUCACGUUUUGUAUAUCGGUAGUGGCUGUAUCGUAUUUAGAGGGUCAUUAUACUCGGAAUCGUGUGGCAAAAUUCUCAGUUAGGUUUCUUGUUCGCGAACGUGGUUUUACUGAAUGUUAUCCCAGGUGAUAAGAGACUCCUACCGUCAAUGGGCUUUGCUGGGAUUAUAUGGAAAGUGAUGUGUUAUUAAAUAUGUUCAACUUAUUUUGAGUAAAAAUGGACCGCGUUAGUGGGGUAUGUCGGUUCGGUGGAGUAGUUUCGGCGGUAAAAACAAGGACUGGUCGUAGUAAGCGAAGAUCGACUGUAUCACCACCAGUUGUAGAAGAAUUACCAGAACCUCCGAGACGUGGCCUCGGUGCUAUCCUUGUGUUAGCUUGCAUAUUAGUCUACCACAAUUCUUUGUACUGCGGUUUUGUAUUCGAUGAUAUAAGUGCCAUUAAAGAAAACAGAGACUUGAGACCUCAGACGCCAAUCUCAAAUAUAUUCCUUAACGACUUUUGGGGAACUCCUAUUCAUAAGGAACAAUCUCACAAGUCGUACCGUCCCCUGACGGUGUUGACAUUCAGAUGGAACUACGCUAUCCAUGGUCUGCAGCCAGCUGGCUACCAUCUCGUCAACCUGCUUUUGCACGCACUCGUCUCUCUACUAUACUACAGAGUGUGCGCAAUGUUUCUCCCAGAAUUCGCAAGUUUCGUGGCGGCCAUCUUGUUCGCUGUGCACCCAAUACACACUGAAGCUGUGACAGGUGUAGUCGGUAGAGCUGAGAUGCUGUCAUCUGUCUUCUUUCUUGGAGCACUGUUGUGUUACGCGAGAGCAGCUAGUAGGAGACGUUGCACCGACUGGCGGUAUGUGGCUGCGUGUACCGCGUGCGUAGGAGUCGCAAUGCUGUGCAAAGAGCAGGGCAUCACGGUUACAGCUGUUUGUGUUGUUUACGAGCUCUUUGUAGCACAGAAGCGCCGAUCCACUACUGGCCAAAAUUGGCUGGAGAUCUGGGGCAAAGGUGGCUGGGGCUGCGCAUGUGGCGAAGCUGCUAGAAGAAUCACAACUGUAUGCUUUGCAACGCUCGCCCUGCUAGCAGCCAGACUUCACGUGAUGGGCGCUCAACUACCUGUGUUUACCAGAUUUGACAACCCUGCUGGUGCCGCUCUUCCACCAGCUAGGCACCUGACAUUUGCAUAUCUACCAGCGUUAAAUGCAUGGCUACUAACCUUACCUGAGGCACUCUGCUGCGAUUGGACAAUGGGUACAGUGACUCUCCUCAAGUCGUGGCGGGAUCCGAGAAACAUAGCCACGCUUGUUUUGGGCACGUCAUUAGUUGCGGGAGGGAUACACGCUUUACGAACGCGCUCGUCGGCUCUAUCUAUGGGUCUAGCAUUACUGGUCCUUCCGUUCCUGCCUGCCUCAAACCUGUUCUUCCCAGUAGGAUUUGUGGUGGCGGAGCGAGUACUUUAUAUGCCUUCCAUGGGCUGGUGCCUUAUCAUCGCGCACGGAUGGAGACUUCUCGCCAAGAAGAGAGCUAUGCUGGCUGCCUCUACGCUUAUAUUCCUUUUACUCGCCUUCAGUGCCAAAACAUACGUACGGAAUUGGGAUUGGAAGACUGAAUACACCAUCUUUGCAUCUGGACUUAAGGUUAACCGUAACAACGCGAAACUUUACAACAAUGUAGGCCACGCCUUAGAGGCCGAAGGGAGAUACGGGGAGGCGUUAGGGUUCUUCAAAACAGCCGUCAACGUCCAGCCAGACGACGUCGGAGCUCACAUCAACGUCGGCAGAACAUACAACCACCUCGGGAGGUACCAGGAAGCCGAAGACGCUUACGUACAGGCGAAAUCUCUCCUACCAAAAGCGAAACCAGGGGAGUCGUACCAAGCGAGAAUCGCUCCGAAUCAUCUAAAUGUCUUUCUGAAUCUGGCGAAUUUGAUAUCAAAGAACGCCACUCGACUGGAGGAAGCGGACAUGCUGUACAGGCAAGCGAUUAGCAUGAGAGCCGACUACACCCAAGCGUACAUCAAUAGAGGGGACAUUCUCAUUAAACUCAACAGGACUAAGGAAGCGCAGGAAGUGUACGAAAGGGCUCUGUUGUAUGAUAGCGGGAAUCCGGAUAUUUAUUAUAAUUUAGGCGUAGUUCUCCUUGAACAAGGCAAAGCUUCCCAAGCCUUGGCCUACCUCGACAAGGCCUUGGAACUGGAACCGGAACAUGAACAAGCGUUAUUGAAUUCCGCCAUCUUGCUUCAAGAACUUGGGGCUGCCGAUUUGAGACAUCUCGCGAGAUCACGUUUGCUGAAGUUACUUGACAAAGAUUCAACGAACGAACGCGUGCACUUCAACCUAGGUAUGGUGUGUAUGGAUGAGGGUGACGCAGAAUGCGCCGAACGCUGGUUCCGCGCAGCUGUUCACCUAAAACCCGACUUCCGAUCCGCACUCUUUAACCUCGCCUUGUUGCUCGCCGAUCGGCGUCGGCCUUUAGAAGCCGCGCCAUUUCUGAAGCAACUCGUCAGGCAUCACCCGGAUCAUGUGAAGGCGCUCGUGCUUUUGGGAGAUAUUUAUAUUAAUUCUGUUAAAGACCUUGAUGCUGCGGAAAGUUGCUACCGCCGCAUCCUGGAGCUGGAGCCGGACAACGUGCAAGCCUUACACAAUCUUUGCGUCGUCGCAGUCGAAAGAGGAAAGCUGGCUAUCGCCGAGGAAUGUCUCACGCGCGCCGCCUCCCUCGCGCCCCACGAACACUACAUUCAGCGCCAUCUAGCGGUCGUGAGGGCGAGACUAGCGGCGGUCGCCCCAACAAAUCCUACGAAUCCCCCCACAAAUCCCCCCACAGAGGUCAAGGCGAGAUGGAAUUAUAUCCCCCAACAGCCCCCGGAUCCCCACGAGACCGACCCUUCAUAGCGAUACGGCGAUCAACGAUUUGCUACCAGGGUAUGAUUCUUUUAUGAGCUUUGCAUUUUUGUCGUUUGCUUUCAGUAAUUUAAAGGCCAUAAUAAAAAAUAUUUGAAUAGAAACCUGAAAUCAAUAAGAUUCGGUAACCCUUAAGUAAAAUAGAAGUUAUCGUAAUAGUAUCGUAUUUGUAUUUAACUAGACAAGCGUUCAUGUAUUACGUCACGCAAUUUUGGGGUCUUGACCCCCCCCCCCCUCCAUGAACGUAACGUUUUCUGUAUCCAAUAGUAAAACGUUUCGUGACCACCCCCAGUGACUCAUUACACCUAAAACUUACCAUUUUGUGGUGUAUAGUACUGGAAAGUGGAAAAUAAUAUUAACAAUAACGCGUAACCAAUUCCCGCCGCGCAUCGUAACAUUUUACAAGAGGAUCCCCCCCCCCCCAAAUUCGUUACGUAAUACUUGAACUCUCCCCAAGCGUUUAGCGGUCAUAUUUAAAAACACGAAUAUGUCGCUCGAAUAUCAAACUAUACAAGUUGUCAAAACCUAUAUUACUUUGCACUAAGGGUACUGAUAAACACUGAGAAGUUAACAAUCUGUUUCGAAAUUUCAUAGAACUUAGAAAAUAACUACCCGAACUUGCGCGUUUAAUGCUUCACUAAAUAAAACUCACCUUGAAAAUACGAUUUUUAAAAUACAAACUGUGAGACAAUUGUCCCAUUGUGUUUUAUUCUGAUUAAACUAUGAGAUGUUUAGUGUUUUGUAUUUCGUGAUAUUUAUUGCAUUUAGAUUUUGUACGUAGAUAUCGAAUGAGCUUUCUUCGUUAGCCAUUAUGUGUAUACGGUAUAACUGUAAUCUGUAAAGUAUCUAGUCACUUUAUUUGACUUUUUUUAAAAGGGAAAUUAAAAUAGAUUUUUUUUAAAUAAUUUUGUUUAAAUACUAUUUUAAACCAUACUUCGGUUUUUGUCCAAAAAAUACAGAUUAUGAUGUCAUCUGUGUUGCUGUUAUAAAAAUAUGUUUUCCAAAAAUUGUUCCUUUAUGCGAAAAUAAAUUUUACACUUAACAUAAGUGUAAAAUUUAUUUUCGCAUAUUUUUAUAUCGUUUAGAUACAAAGUCACUCGACACUUAUUAGUUUUAUGAGAUCUAAUCCUUAUUUCUAUAGUAUAUAAAUUCAUACUUUGACAAUAUCGUUUCUAUUAUGUUCUGUGGCAUUUUUUUAUUAAUUACGUGGCUUACAAGUCCAUAGAGUUUAUUUUAAAAUAGAAUCUAUUAUAAUAAUGUAGACUGUGUAUGAUCACCAUUAUAAAUUUUAUUUCUGGAGAUUAAUGUGAUAUACCUAGUCCGUAAUCAUGUGGAAAGCCUAAAGUGAUUUCAAAAUUUAAAAUUUCACUGGCCUAGACAUCCAUUUUAUGCGUGAAUGUUAUAAAACCUUUAAAAAUAUGUAUUAAAUUAAAUUGCAAUUUAUUGGAACAAAUUAAAACAUUUUUUAAUUUAAAAUAUAUUUUAAUUUUAAAAAUUAUAACAUUCAUGAACAAAAUGGCUUUCUUAAUGUAAUGUAUUUAUAGUAUUAUUUUCAUAAAACGCCAAUGUUAAAAUGUGGUGAUCGACCGUUAUUAGUAUAUGUAGAUGUGAAAAUGUAAUGUUGUUAAUGUUUUAAGAUACAAAGUACUUUUGUAAAAACUGAAUUUUUUACAAUGUCUUGAAACAUUUCCAGUCGGCACUCCGACGGGAGUAGAACUCAUAAGGACCCCGAAUAUUAUAACUAUUUGUCGUCAAAACAUU